UACGAAUUUCAGGAAUACCUCCUAUACCGUAUAAUAAUUCUCACCCUUGGGGGGUGCUAUUUACGGUACUAGGAACAGUGAUGCUUGACUUUGAUGCCGAUGCAUGUCAAAGUCCUGCGAGAGCAUAUCUAUUGGACGUUACUUUACCAGAGGACCAUGCUCGCGGCCUAAGUACAUUUACUGCGAUGGCUGGCAUGGGAGGUUUUUUUGGAUAUGCUUUGGGAGGCAUAAACUGGGAUGUGACAUUCGUAGGAUACCUUCUCGGAGGUCACGUGCGCGCAGUCUUCACCCUCAUCACCGUCAUUUUCGUCGUGUGCGUCUGCUACACAGUGACCAGCUUCCGGGAAAUGCCGCUGGCGGCGCUCGAAGCGAGAGCGGACGGGACCGCAGAUUUUGGCGAAGGACCGAACAAUUAUGGCGAAGGCGAAGACAUCGCGGGUUCUGGCGGAGGCGCGAACUAUGGCGCGAUCCUGAACACCGAAGUCCUUGAAUCACCGGAUGGUGCUGCUUUGAAUUCUGCCACAUGCGAUACCAAAUCGAGGGAAAACAUCACUGCCGAUCCAAACGCUUCCUUACUUCUAUAUCUACAAAGCAUCAUCUACAUGCCUCACUCCAUAAGGAUGUUGUGUUUGACGAACCUAUUCUGCUGGAUGGCGCACGUAUGUUAUUCCUUGUAUUUCACGGAUUUCGUGGGAGAGGCGGUAUUCAACGGAAAUCCAACGGCCAUAGAGGGGAGUAUAGAACGGGAACUAUACGAGUCAGGAGUUAGAUUCGGAUGUUGGGGGAUGUCCAUGUAUUCUCUUUCCUGUGCCUGCUACUCCAUGAUGAUUGAAAACUGCAUCUUCAGAUUUGGUGCCAAAAAGGUUUAUGUCGGUGGACUUCUGGUGUAUUCGACAGGAAUGCUACUGAUGGCAAUCACUAAACACAAAGUGGGAGUAAUUCUCUUCAGUUGGACUGCUGGCGUCAUGUAUUCGACUCUCUUCACCAUGCCGUACUUGAUAGUGGCCCAUUACCAUGCUAGAGGAACAUUCGAGACUACCAGUGAGGGGGAAGAAAAAAUAUCCACGCAACUUCGAGGGCUAGGCACUGACGUCGCUAUAGUCUCCAGCAUGGUGUUUCUGGCCCAGUUCAUCCUGUCCCUCUGCAUGGGUACCAUCGUAAGCGUGACUGGUACUACCACGGCAGUCGUCAGUGUGGCCAGUACCCUGGCGUUUUUCGGUGCCAUAUCUGCUACACAAGUGAUGUAUUUGGAUUUGUAAAUAGUGGCGUAACUGGAGUUACAACAUACGUUGAAAGAUGAUCGAAUA
Molecule: messenger RNA, 1307 nt
Organism: Phaedon cochleariae (mustard beetle)
Lineage: Eukaryota; Metazoa; Arthropoda; Insecta; Coleoptera; Chrysomelidae
Source: the annotation of a GenBank genome assembly